This is a messenger RNA of Leptonychotes weddellii (Weddell seal), 8827 nucleotides long. RefSeq names its product nudix hydrolase 3 (gene NUDT3). The record is from RefSeq and is a predicted model, not a curated record. Gene Ontology annotation, molecular function: bis(5'-adenosyl)-pentaphosphatase activity; diphosphoinositol-polyphosphate diphosphatase activity; endopolyphosphatase activity. Gene Ontology annotation, biological process: diadenosine pentaphosphate catabolic process; adenosine 5'-(hexahydrogen pentaphosphate) catabolic process; diadenosine hexaphosphate catabolic process. Gene Ontology annotation, cellular component: cytoplasm; nucleus. Lineage: Eukaryota; Metazoa; Chordata; Mammalia; Carnivora; Phocidae.
UGGGCCGGGGGGAAUGAGGCAGCCGUGGCGGGCCAGCGGCCGAGCCGUGUAGCGGAGAAGCGGCUCCCCCUCCCUGCUUCCCUUGGCCGAGCCGGGGACGCGCGCGCGCGCCGCCGUCUGGAGCGGGCUCCCCACCCUCCACUCCCGCGACCCGCACCGCACCCCCACCCGGGCCCGGAGGAUGAUGAAGCUCAAGUCGAACCAGACUCGCACCUAUGACGGCGACGGCUACAAGAAGCGGGCCGCGUGCCUGUGUUUCCGCAGUGAGAGCGAGGAGGAGGUGUUACUGGUGAGCAGUAGUCGCCAUCCAGACCGCUGGAUUGUUCCUGGGGGAGGCAUGGAGCCCGAGGAGGAGCCGAGUGUGGCAGCAGCCCGUGAAGUCUGUGAGGAGGCUGGAGUAAAAGGGACAUUGGGAAGAUUAGUUGGAAUUUUUGAGAACCAGGAGAGGAAGCACAGAACGUAUGUCUAUGUGCUCAUUGUCACAGAAGUGCUGGAAGACUGGGAAGAUUCAGUUAACAUUGGAAGGAAGAGGGAAUGGUUUAAAAUAGAAGAUGCCAUAAAAGUGCUGCAGUAUCACAAACCAGUGCAGGCGUCGUAUUUUGAAACGUUGAGGCAAGGCUACUCAGCCAACAAUGGCACCCCAGUCGUGGCCACCACGUACUCGGUUUCUUCCCAGAGCUCGAUGCCAGGCAUCAGAUGACUGAAGACUUCGCGUAAGAGGAAUGGAAAUUGGAAACUAGACUGGAGUGCAGAUCUUCCCUCCCUUGCUCUUUUCACCUCUCCUCACAGGCCUCCUCUCCAAAUAAGGCAUGAUGGGCAGCAGAGAAAGGGGUUCUUGAUGGUGUUGCUGUUUGGUGUUAAGUGAUGGGCUUUUUCUUCUCUUUUUAUGGAGGGGGUGGGGGGUGGGUAUGUAAUUUGUAAGUACUUUUGUGCAUGAUCGGCCCCUCCCUUUUCACACCCCUGCAGUUGUCUAGAGAGACAGCCUUCCCUCUGCCUUGGAUUCUGAAGUGUUCCUGUUUGUCUCACCCCAGCCCUGGCCAGACGUUUUUCCUUUGAUUUUUAAUUUUUUUUUUUAUUAAAAGAUACCAAUAUGAGAUGAAACCUUUCAAGACUUUGUCCUAUAGUGCGCUGUUCAGUCCAGGAGGUUGGUCACUUCCACUGCAGGAUACAUUUAUCUACACAUUAUAUACUGGACAUAUAAUAUGUAAAUAAAUGACUUUUAGAAGAGGAAUUUAACUGUUUAAUUUUUCAAGGUUUUGUUUUGUUUUUUAAAUUCGGGGUGUUUCUGAAAUGGAGAGCCUCGCAGUUAAUUUCCCUUUUUUUUUUUUUUGAUGCUAGUGGCUAGGUAAGUUUCCCUGUCUUCUCCCUUUCCCCAGUCGCUGACUGUAGUUAUGUAGGGUACGGAAAGAGUUUAGCUGCCUUCAUAGCGCUCCCAGGACUAAUGGCCUUCUCGAAGCUGUGUUCCCAUGCCAAGAAAGACACAGGAAGAAACCUAUUUUCUUUUUAUUACCGAGCCAGGAGCAAAUGGCCUCAGCUCAGACCUGGAGAAACAAUGAUAGAAAUUGAAUUCCUCCCUACGUGUUGACAGUAGGGAUUUGAACUGGAUUCUUGGGAUUGCUAUCUAAAAAACUGGAGCAUCAAGCACUGUUUCUGUCCUGCAGCUUGGAAUUUUUUUCCAUAAUGCUACUUACCGCCGACAGUGGCCUCUCUCCUUGUGCAUCCAUGCCUUACACCGCGCUGCACUGGACAUUGUCCUUGUGCGGAAACAUCUGGCUGGCCUGGGCCAGUGCAGGUGUAUGGUCCCAUCCCCAUCCUGGGUGACCAUGUUAAGUUCCCAAAAAGUACACAGGAGGAAAAUUCAGGUGUCUGCUUAUCUUUGCAAUGUGACAGCAUUUGGAAUUGCACCAUGGAGCAUGCUCAAAAAUAGUAAACUUGUCUCCUGCUGAGACGCAAAAGGUCCAUCUUCUGCUGAGAAGUGGUAUGAGAGAAUGCUCGGUCCUUGACUAGAACAGCGACAUCAUUGCAUUGGCUCACUGCAAACUGUCGCGUUGGUUUUUGAUACAGGCUUCUUGCUGGCUUCAUUUGCCAGUUGUGUUGUUUAGUUGGGAAGUAAGCAGAAAAGGGUCUUGAGAUCGAGGGGUGGGUCUAGGAGGGGGACACUGGUCGAUCCCUGGCUUAGGACAGUGCUCUUGGUGGCAUCUCCUUUGUCAAAACAUAGCCAAGAUGUGAAAUUAAAAUCGUAGUUCUCUUUAUUUAAAAAUUCUAAUAAAUACUCAAACUUUGAAAAGCUUUCACUCUUCCCUCCCACUAAAAGUGAUGUAUAUAUACAUACAGAUAAGAGAUGUAGGCCUCUGUCACUCAGUGUUCAACAUUUUGGGGGGACAUCUUUCGGUGAACUUAAAAUUUUGCUGUCUGCUCUCAGUUUGUAUCUUCUCUCCCAGUCUUGAGACACAGAAUCAACAAGGAGUGCUCACAGUUUGCCUAGGAUACUGUCCUACCUCUGGGAAAGGAAUUCUGUCCCUAAGUAAGGGUCCCAGUGGACAGAAACAGCACCAUGGGAUUUGCUUCUAAAUACCAACUCACUGUUCACAUGGCCUACUCAGAAAUGAACAUACUGCUGCUUGUUGCCUGAUUGAGAGCAGUCUGAGUUUCUGUCCAUAUAAGUAAAGGAGAAAAGGUAAUAAAUUCAACCAAGCACUAAGUGGAAUCCAAAAAACACAUUCUUCCACCUAAAUUCUACCUUUAUGGUAUGGAUUGAAAGUACUUUGCAGGAAAAGAGACAGGACUCCUGAAAAGAGAAAUGCAGUGGUAAUAGUAAUUUGUGCAUUUUUUCAUGAUCUAGAGAUGUUUUUACUGGGCUGGUGUCACAACACAUUACCCUCCUGAGUCCAGUUUGGGUUGAUGUUGGCGUCUUUGGGUCAGGAAAGUGAACUGUGCCAAGAAGUAUUUUUCAGUGACAUGAAUGGAUCCUGUUAAUGCAGUUAACUGGGGAGAUUGUGCUGAUGCUUUCUUAACUGACAAAAAGAGGCUUUGUCCAACACCAGAAUUGCUGAAACUGGUGCUAUUUUCUGUUGCAGUGGGAUCCUGAUGAGCAGGGAUUGGUGUUUCUCCCUCCCUGGCACCAUUAACACCAUGGCUGUCUUCACUGGUGUGUAGUCAUAGCCCUUCUGUGAUAGAUUACUCAGAGCCCUGGUUGCAGUGGCCGUUACCCCUCUCCACAGAAAGCAAGGAGAAAACAGAAGAAAGCACAAAAAUGAUCCCACUCGCAGAGUCUUUCUGGGACACUGCUUUGCCGUGAAUUCUGCAAGUACUCACUUUAUUCGGGCUUGACACAAACAGCUUUUUGUGUACAGCGCAGAUAUAAAGUCUCACAGUGAAUUUGCCCGUCCUAGACUCUGGUUUAUUACUAGGCCAUCCAUCACAGUCCACCCUGCUCAGGAUAGAGAAAGACAGCAUUGGCUAUUUUAAAAUUAACUUUGUUUUUAGUUUAUCAAUUUGCAGCCACUGGGGAAGCAUCAGUGAGGUCAUGCCAUAUCUUUCUGGACUUAGGACUGUGUGUGUGUGUGUGUGUGUGUGUGUGUGAGAGAGAGAGAGAGAAGGGCUACGAGGGGUCAGCUGUAUUCGAUUUUUUUUGUAGCCUUCCAGAAUGGUGCAGCCCAUGAAACAGGAGUUUUGAUUUUUCUUGUAGCAAACCUGGCAGGAUGGGAAAGUUAAUAAAUUGACGGUUUUGUUUUUACAAGUGUCUGCUGCCCCAUCUGCCCUGCGGGGAGAGGGCUCCCGCACUGCUGAGUCUGAGCUGAGGCCAUCUGGAGGGAUCAAAGAGUGUGGGAGGAACACCCCUUGUGAGGCCGUGGAAGCCCCUCGAAAGUGGCUGCGCAAAAAAAAAAAAAAAAAAGAAAGUGGCUGCGCUGCAGGAUUUCCGCCCUCGGCAUGGUGCAGCGCAGCAGGCCUUGCCUCUCGCAGCCUCUAGGGAGCAGAGCGGGUCACUGCCCUCUGGGAGGCUUUUGCAGCAGUUUUGUAAAUGCGUUGCUACACAGUCAAGUUCCUUCGUGACACAAUUUCUGUUUUGAUGUUAGGAGUCAGUCCACGUAAGCUUAGACUUGUUGAGAAGAAAAAAAAAAAUCACCUUUUGUUUUGAAGAAAAAAAAUGUCCACGCAGAACCGUUCUUCCUCCUCCUCCUCCUUUCUCUUGCCCACGUACAGUGCUCCUUGGAGGCCCCCCUCCCCUCCAGGACCUGUGUAACCAGAGGAGUAAUCCGUCUCCCGCCAGACCCGGGUGUGCAUCUCACGUUGUACUGUACGUGCUCGUCAUUUCCACCCCAUGCUGGAGGAAUGCCUCUGUUGGUCUCCCCACCUGAUCUUUUUUUAAAACAGCUUAGCCUGAGCCUCAUUUCUUUUGGUUCACAAAAAGGAUUUAAUAACCACAGUGCGAUCUUUGCCGCAACUGUGUGAUUUUCAGUACUUCUGAAGUGUUCUCAAAGUCCAGCCUAGUUGAGAGAAAAUUUAGAAUUAGAAGAAAUACCUGGAGAAGUCGUCACAGGGGGCUGAAUUUUUGCCUUCAGGGAAAUGAGGAUUAGCUAUAAUUGAUAAUCAAGCCUCGUCCUGGUCCCUUCUGCAUUUCAGAAAAUAACGCACAUGUUUAUAACAAAUAGGAGACAAGUUAGCGCAAGAGGCUCUGGGGCAAGGAGAUUAUCUAAUGGUGAUUAUAUAAUGCAGCGGCUCUUGUGGUUCUUAUUCUUAAAACUCUAAAAGAGGUCAGACCUGAAGCGACACAGGUCAUGCUGCCCAGCUGAGGUGACAGCCAUUCCUUCUGAGCCCUGCUGGGAUGGAACCCAUUUCCCCAAGGCUUCCGGGCUGUGCAGCCGAUGUUGGUGACCUCAGUCUUGCUCCAUCCGGGCAGCCAUCUCACUUGGAGCAGGUGGGAAAGCAGCCCCAGGGUCAGCCUCUGUUCUCUGGGGUGAGCCUUGCAACAGACGUCACCUUCCCGAAAGAGCUGUUUUCCACGUCACUUUAGAUGUCACCCAAAGCAGACAUUUGAGAUGUUCAGGUAGUAAAUUGGGAAGCAUUGGCUGCAAUCCGUAAAAGCUACUAUUGUCUGUUGAUUAGGUGACUGGAGAUGACCCCAGGCCCUGGGAACCUGGAGGUUUUAGGCAGACUCUCAUUUGGAGGCCAGCAGCCCUUCUACUUCUGCCUCUACAAAGGCAGCUUUACAUUUUGACCACAUUUUUGCCGUAGCUGAUGACCUUUCAGGGAUGUGAGAAGCCUAAUCAGAACAUCCGAGAAAAUGAUACCCCUCGCCCUCAGAUUCAUCCAAUAGUUCAUCCUCCUAAUCCCCUUAGAAAUUAAUAAAUCAAAAGAGAAAGAAAGAAUGCCAUUUGGUGAGGAUUUGGACACACUGCUAGAGCUGAGGCUAGCAGCCGCACGAUUUUGUGAGUCUGCAAUAUGAAGCUUUCUAAGUCCCUGGAAGCUUUAUUUAUAGUGAAGAUUUGGUGAGCUUUCGUUGUCUGAGAAAAUGAGAUGGUCCCCUUGAAGGGGAGCUCACAGGCAAGCCACAUUAACUCACAAUUCACACCAGGGGGAUUUUGCUGGAGAAGAAAGCGCCUUUGGCCAAAAAAGCAAGAUUAAUAUCUAAAAGGUAGACAUGCAUUGCUUCUGUUCCUCCAGCAACCAGUUGUUUAAUCAUUAGCUCUAGGUUUCCUUCGGUUUACAUUCUCAGUUCUUAACCCCGCACAGAGGUCCCUAGAACACCAAAAAAGGCAUUUAAAACCCUAGGGAUUGGCUUUAUAAAAGAUCCAAAAGCAGCAGCGUUGUCAUUUUCCAGGUUUCUCGCCAUUUUGAUGUGCUGCCCAUCCUUCCACACACUCUGCAGCCAGGCCAGAUGUGAAGACUGUAUUCACUAACUUGUGGAACCUAAAUUCUAGUUCUGGAACAAUUACCUGCUAAAUUGCUUACUGCCUGUGGAAGUUAUCUGUGGGCUGUACCUUUCAGAGAACAUUUCAACAGUAUAGUAAAAUUGCUCUGGGCUUGAGGGCCCAGUCAGGCGUUUUAGAUCAAAACUGUAAGUCUUUGGGCCUCCUUAGGGAAAAAGCAAGAUGCCUAAAUCCCAGUGCUGGGCCUUGAGACCGUACUCCCCUCUCCCUAGUAUGGGGUGAAGUGGCACCCUCAGGAAAUCAUUUUUCCAGUGAGAUUACCUAUAAAUCCCUAGGGGAAGUAAUACCCAUAUGAACCUGUCUUUCUGAGCACUUUUAUGCCAACUUCAAAAUGGUAAGCUAAAGCAGCAAUGACUCCACGUAGCCUCUGUCACCCUCUUUAUCGUCCCGUUGGCGAGGUGGGGGGGAGCUUUUCAGGGUUAAACCUUGGUCUUUAACCUCUGUUGUGGAGAUGUGUCACUAACAAAUGAUCUAAAGAAGACCUCUAGUUUUUGUUUCCCGAGUCCAGUGGCAUAACAGAUAUGACUUAACUCCCGGGAACGUAGAGGCUGAUGAUGAUCAAGACACCCACGAACCAGAAAGAUCUGUCCCACAUAGAGCCUCCACAGGGAACAGAUCUGAAGUUAGGUUCUGGAGAACUUCCAAAGCGCUGAAAUGCAGGGAGGACUUGGAGGACCUUUGCUCAGCAAGCAGGUAGCUUGUGUUCCUCCCAAGAACACGAAGGAGCUCCGAAGGGAAUGGCCCGCAUUGAAGCCAUAGCGCGCAGACUCAGACCUUCCCUCUGCCACUUCUCACAUGGCUCGUGCACUCUUCGCUCAGAAUCCAAGGGGACCCUCCUCUCCAAAAUCUCAUUGGCUUCAGGUGUUUUGUUUAGCCUCUGAGAACCUCCCCCUUUCACUCCCACCUCCGGAUGGACAGAGAUGUGUUGCUCGGGGCACAGAUGCGUGAGUCCAGGGCCCAGCAGCACAGUGUUGUAUUUAGUGGUUAGAAAAACAGUCGGUCCACUCUGUUAACAGGAUGUGGUGCAGUUUUGUACACAUCAGGUCUGUUUUUAUUGUUUCAUGGUCUGAAAACCUUCAAGCUGGUUUAUCAUCCAAGAAAAGGCAGAUGGUUAGACUAAGUAACAUUUAGUUCAUAUCUCUGUCUUAGGAAAGGUAGCCGUCCGUUUGCUGUGUGCUUAAGGAAGUCAGGAGUAUUUGAGGAUGUUGGGAGCUGUUGUAAAAAUAAAGUGGCUCUGGCCUACCCAAGUGUAUCAGAAAGAGAGCGUGGAAGCCGGUUAGUAGCAUCUUUAAAUCUGCUCUGGCCAGCCCCUCCUUCAUCUCAAGGACCUUGUCUCUCCUCCUCUCCAGUGACCUUGGUAAGGGACGAGCUCUGAGGAGGCAGCGAGGCCCCAGCUCCUCUUUGCUCGGCUGCAGGAUGUGGCCUCCAAACAGUCUGAGGUUUUUUUAAGGGGUUUCCUCACCAUGAUUCCCUCCACGUCACUCACCUGCCGUCAGCAUCCGAAAAGGUUAAAAUCCCCGGGACCAUUCCAGUUCUAAAACAGAUGAACCAGAUGUGCUUCCUCCCCUUUUGCAAGUGUAUUGUCCAGAUGCAGUCUCCCUUUGGCCAAGUUUGACAGGUACUUCCAGGGAACCCCUUAAAUUGAGGCAAGGAGUCAAGAUGUUUUGAGUUUUCCCCCCAGAAGGCAGAGUCUUUGUCCCUUCCCCCUCAUGCCUCAUAUAUUUUAGCCAAGUCUCAAAAGGUCAAGUCUGGUAAUGUCUCCAGAACUGAGGUGAGAGCUGGGGUCCCAUACCCCCAGGGACCAGUCCCCUGGGGGAUCCCACAUGCUCAAACUAGAUUGUUCUGAUCCCACCGGAAGUUUGCUGCUGUCCCCGUCCGCUAGGGCCCCUCAGAAAGGAAACAACCUAGGCUUCCAGUCCUUCGGUGACCAGUCUACAGAGUGUGUAUCACCUGCGUGGGUGGUGUGCCUCCCACUUGUAGAAAGGGUAGAAAGUGGAACAUUCAGUGGGCUGAGUACUCACAUCCUCGGAGAGGUUGGCAGAAAUAACCCCAGUGAGUGCAAAACAAAACCGAGGAAACCAAGGAACCACAUUUGUACGGGAGGAGUUGGUUAUGGUCCUUUUACCUCUUGGGACCUGACGCUGCAGUAUGAAAGUGGGGUUUGGAAAAUCAUGCUUAGCCCAACCCAAAUGCAUUCCAGGACUUCGGAGCUUCCAGCCCAUGGGUGCAUGGUCUGUUCCCAUUUUUUGUUUGUUUCCAAAACAGCCUUGCUUGGUAUUGCAUGGAAAGUUCUGGUUUUCCUUCCUGCCCACUUGGGACCACCCACCCAGGCCUGGUCCCUUCCCCAGUAUCUUCACAGUACUCCUAGGAAGACCUGCGCAGUGCCCUUAGGAGCCGAGGGGAGUGGAAUUUGGUCUGGAGAAGGCAGCAGAAACUGAAUUUUCCUGUUUCCUCUUCUCAAGGAGGGUGUUUUUAGGCUUCCUUCACGCCUCUCUUUCCUGUGGGUACAGUCGGGUUGGGAGGAAGGGCUGAAAAGAAAAGGAAACGGGAUCCAGCCAGCCCAGGUUUGGGUCCGGGACAGGUGCACAGCUGAUGCUCUUCCACCCCCUUCAGUAGCAGGCCAGUCAUAUGUAACGAUUCUCCUUUACUAAAGCGUCUGCUUCUGUGGUGCUAGCAACAGAGGACAGACAGACCCCCUCCCCUGUGCUUUCCCUAAAGUUCCUCCAUCCCUGUAGCCCACUCCUUGUUGUAAAAACAAGUGCUUAAUCCUGUGAGCGUGCUAUUCCUUUCUAUGUGUUAAUCAGUUUCCUUCCAUUGGAGCUGUGUGGGAGGGAAGGGCAUUGGAAUUGUAGGUUGUAAUCUUGUGCCAACCAAUAAAAACCAGUAUUUCACACACA